AUGUACCCAACACUCCUUCUAACUUCCUUGGUAAUUACUUUAGCAAACGGAGAAAGUCGAUUGACAACAUCCAACUACAAAGCUAUUAACUUUGCCAGAGAAAUAAGAGGACGACGGCUUCACGGAAGGGUUAUCAAGGAAAUUGAAGUGGAUUCUGAGAGUUCUUGUCGACUGCUUUGCGUGGAGGAAAGUUCAUGUCUGUCAUACAACUUUGGACCCGGUGAAAACAAGAAGAUGUUUAAAUGUCAACUAAGCGACUCUGAUCGCUUUGCUAGCUUCAACAAUUUCACCGCAGACAACACAUUUCUCUACCGAGGAGUGAAGGUAAGAAACUUUAGAUAGAAUUUUUCCAGAAUGCAGCGGGCAAGUAUUAUAUUGCCUAUAUGAUAAACUUUGUGUAAGUGUAUGCUGACAAUAAAUGUCAACUACGCGACUCUGGUCGGUUUACUGGACUGAGCAAUUCCACUGAAGACCCCCAAGUUCUUUAUAGAGGCAUAAAGGUAGGUAAUUUACCUCAAUUUUCGACUCUUUUACUUAAUUCCAAGUGGUAUUAUGCAUGAUUGAAGGAACGAUGCAGAUGUUUAUAUAUUGUAUUUGGUAUUGGUAAAGAAAUACAAUUUUAGAAUUACUGUAGAACUUUUCUUAUCAUCCUCUGAUUUUGAAAGUGUAAGAUAUAAACUUUAACUUUGCAUUGGGCCUGCAAACUUGACGGCUCAGAAACGAGAUGUAAUCCAGUGUUUUCGAUUUGAAAAAGAAUGUGUUCAUUCGUUAUUGGCUAAGAACAGGAAACGUUACUCUACGCCUUUGAGGGACAUUUUAAAGUAAUAAUGAGUACUGAUGACUAAUGUAUUUUAUGUUCCUAAUCUAAUGUUUUCAAAAAAUGCUGUCAAUGAAAAACUAUAUUUAAAUUGAAAUGCUUGCUUCUCUUGUUGUGGAUAAUAGCUGUAAGAUAAAUUUCUGGAAGUCUUCGUCAUGUUGACACGCAUACCAUGGAACUUUUUCAGAACAAUUCGGUUACACUUGAUCGCCCUUAAUCAUCCGAGAAUACUAGAACGUCUAAUCAUUCGGAAAUUUCGAAUGAAGCAAAGGCAGCACAUUUCUCUCAGUUAUUUAAAAACCCUGAGAGUUACUCCGGCCAGUUAACUUAGUGUUGGUCGCUCUAGAAGCUACUGAUUUCAUCUUAGAAAAUAAAACAGGUGAUUUUAAUCUUAGAAAAUAAAACAGGUGCAAUUUUAAAAGUUGCGAUAUCAAAAAAAAUCAAUCAAUUUUUGGUCACAAAAAACAACAAGGUACCUUUUAGUGAGGCGCUUUUCAAGAUAAAAUUAUCGCGUUUGAGUAUACGAAAAGAAGUGAUUUUGAAAAGCAUUUCACUAAAAAAAAAUUGCGAUAAAACAUUUCUUAAAAUCAUUUCAAGAUUAAAAAAAAAAAUUGCUAAAAGCGACGACGUUUUCGACGUUGGCUGAACGUCAUUAUCAAGUCAAAAUAAAGUUAGUGAUUUUUGGUCUAUAAAUACUAAAAACAACAAGUUCAAUGGCACCUUCAACGUCAGUUGAUUAUCGCGUUUGAGUAUACGAACAAGAAGUGAUUUUGAAAAGCAUUUUUCUUAAAUCAUUUCAAGAUGAUAACGUUUCGACGUUGGCUGAACGUUCAGCCAACGUCGAAACGUCGUCGCUUUUUCUGAGCAAUUUUUUUUUUUUCUUAAAAUCAUUUCAAGAUUAAAAAAAUUGCUAAAAGCGACGACGUUUCGAAAACGUGAUUUUAAGAAAUGUUUUAUCGUUUUAUCGCAAUUUUUUAUAGUGAAAUGCUUUUCAAAAUCACUUCUUGUUCGUAUACUCAAACGCGAUAAUCAACUACACUUUUUCAGAAGUCUUGAAAAGUGUAGCAAGCGCCUCACUAAAUGUGAAGGUGCCAUUGAAUUUCUACGCUUGUUGUUUUUUAGUAUUUAUAGACCAAAAAUCACUAACUUAUUUUGACUUAAUAAUGACGUUCAGCCAACGUCGAAACGUCGUCGCUUUUUAGCAAUUUUUUUUUAAAUCUUGAAAUGAAUUUAAGAAAUGUUUUAUCGCAAUUUUUUAGAGUGAAAUGCUUUUCAAAAUCACUUCUUGUUCGUAUACCUUUAUUUUGAUAAAAGUAAUCAGUUGCUUUUGUUUUAACAGAGCCAUUGUGAGGUCAGCUCUUUCCUUUGUACAAAAAACGAGAUCUGUGUUCCCAACUAUAAAGACAACACUGCAGAAUGCAAAUGUCGUUAUGCUUCUGGAUAUACUGGAAAACCAUGCGGUGAGUAACAUGUCGCACGCUUUUACUAGUUUGCCACUUUAUAUUGACUGAAAGCAUGAGUGAAGUCUUAAGUAUCCCAAUUUGGAUCAAGUAAAAUGACUCAGUACAGCUCAUCCACCUUGGUCAAUUAAUUAAUUUGAGCUCUAUUAAAUAUUUCUUUUUCUUCUAAAAACAGAAGCAAAAUGCUGCGCUCAACUACUUAAAGAUGGUUUCACUUCCAAUGGCGUGUACACCAUCAAUCCAGAUGGCGGUAAGCCAAUACCAGUGUUGUGUGACAUGACCACAGACGGUGGAGGUUGGACCGUUUUCCAGAGACGUUUGGACGGCUCCGUUGACUUCUAUCGUGACUGGAAAGCUUACAAAGAAGGGUUCGGAAGUUUGAGCGGCGAGUUCUGGCUUGGAAACGACAAUCUUCACCGUUUGACGGAUGCUAAUGACGUCAUGUUGAGAGUUGACUUGGAGGACUUUGAGGGGAACAUCACAUACGCCGAGUACAAGACAUUUAAGGUGGCAGACGAGGCUGAUAAUUACAGACUCACUCUCAGAGAAUACAAUGGCACAGCGGGAGAUUCCUUCAUGGAUCAUAGGUAACAUAAAUAGUUAAGAAAUGCAUUGGUGUUGAAUGUGUUAGGUUCUCUCUCUUUGUUUUGGGCCGAAGUAAUGAUCAACCAAAAAGGUUACAAGAAAAGUUUCAUGCACGCUUAACUCUUAUAUUCUCUCUUGAUAUUCUUUAAGAGUGAAGUUCCCUCUGAAAAUGAAAGGUAUAGGAAUUGUAUAGGUCAUUGGGCAGAAUGCCUAUUGUUCUCGCAGUGGCGAAAAUAUUAUAGAUCUCUGAUAUUAGCGACGAAGCGAAAACAGGAAGACUCUCAUUGGUCGAAUAUCACGCGCGCUUUCCUCCGUGAUGAGAAAACAAAAAUAAGUCAGUUGAAUGAAAAGCGCUCGUCGAUACCCUGAAGAUAAAGAAUGCCGAUUUGAAUGAUAAUUUUUUGUUCUAAAGUUUUGCGGCUUUCCGAACUGCCUACAGCAAACUGCCAUAUGUUGCCUAGAAUGAUUAGGGAGAUUAAACUGACAAGGGACUGGUUUGCAUGCGUCCUGGUCAUUUCUUUCUACGUCGCGAAGGUGUUCUCGGAAUUGGUCACCUAAUCGUCUUCCUGUUUCACCAAUGUAUAACUCUUUGCAAUAAGUGUAAGUUAGGCAGUAAAUGACUUGCCGGAGGUGCACGUUAAGUGAUCAGCGAUCUUAAUGGCUCUCUUGGGUCCCGUCAUUUUCUCCAUGUUAUGAAUGAAAGGACAGUUUUUGCAUCGUGAGCGAGCACAUUUGAAAGUUUCAGGCUGGUCUUUGGUUUCAAAUGAACUUUUGACCAAAAAAAGUUGCCUAUGUUUUUGUAACGCUUGAAUGAAAUUAGUGGAGGUUGCGAAAAGACAGUACCAGUCUCUAAAUGGUUUUGGACUAAUUGAAACAUUUUUCUAAGAAUGAUAGAUUUAACUGCGUGGUUGUGAGGGUGAAAUGUGAGAGUGAAUGGAAUGCAAUCAGUGUUUACCUUCUCAGCCGUUUUUAAUGCUGACUGUCGAUCAAUUUGUUGGGCACGGUAUGAAAUUCUUGAUAACAAGUACCUAUAUCUUGCUAGUAAACACUAGUGCAUAGAACGUUGCCUUCAAUUUAAAUUUUGGUGUCUAGAAUAGCCAAAGAAGUGUCGGAAACCUCCCAGGUAUAUUUAAGAACUGGAUGAAAGGAAUUGACAACGAUUACAAAUUAAGUGAGCUCCUCUCUGGUAGAAGAGGUAGAGCCGAUGUAGCUAUCAAUGUAGUGGUCGUAAAGUUCAGGUUCAGUGGGGCCGUGGUAUUGACUAAAAAAUUGUGUUCGAUAAAACCUACGAAAAGAUUGGCUUAGCUGGAUACCAUAGUUGUUUCCAUGCCGGCUACGCCAUUAGUUUGUUUGUACUAGUUGCCAUCGAGUGAAAAGUAAAAUAAGUGCUAGUUCGGUUAGACGGAGUAGUGUUUCAGAGCUAGGUUCCUUAACAAUGCAUUGAUCGAAAAAGUAUUUGAGGGCCCAGAGACCUCCAUUGUUGGGAAUGACUAUAAUAUCCAUAGUGAAAAUAAGUUUUUUUUGGCCAAGGGAAUUAAAGUAACGAAAAACUUCAAGUGCAUGUUGGCUGUCCUUUAUGUAAGAUAGUCGGCCUGGGUGGUUAGGUUUGUGGAUUUUCGGUAAAAAGUAAAUACACAAAGUUCUAGGAGUGUUGAUGGUGAGAUUUUUUGCAGUGGCGAGCAAUUCUUGUUUAGUUAGAAGAUCGUUAGUAGUGUUUUUCAGAAUGUUUUCAUUGAUGAAAGUGAGAUCUUGGUCAACUUUGGCAUAAAAAGAGGUCUCAGAAAGUUGACGCAAAGCUUCUUUUUGGUAGAGGUCGGUCAGCCGAACAAAGACUGCACAGCCUGUGUUGACCGCUUUAAUAACUAUGUCUUUGCGCUUUUUAGUCUUCUUAAUGCCGACCACUCUUAUGAAGAAAGGUUGGAAAUUUGGUGUAACGAUUAAAUUUGAGCCUUUUAAUAUCGUGGCGAUAUUUUUUGAUGAAAAAAUCUAAAGAUGCGAACUGGCCCUCUGUGGGAGUCCAUUUAGACUUUCGAAUCUGAAGUGUUUCGAAAGUAUCUUUGUUCAAGGUGUUAGAAUUAUCCUCUUCGUCGUGAAAAAAUGACUUUCACUUAAAGGCGGGGAGGGAAUUUUUUAACGUCUUGCUUGACUGAAAAUUCGUCGAUUUUUCCGAAAUGGAAACAAAAUUUAAGCUCUUACUAAGAACUGAUUUUUCUGAAUCGGAAAGUGGUAAAAAAAAUUUUCUGGAAUGCGAAUUGCUGUUUUGAGGCUUUCAGGCAAUGAGUCACUAUUUUUUUGAUGACCGAUAAGUUGGUCGAGUUUUUGUGCCUUAAUUUGGUGCAAGUGGUUAAAUAUUUUAGAACAGGCAUCCUGAAUUUUGGCACGAAUAGAUUUUACCAAAGCAACUGGAAAAAUUUUAGAAAGUUCAGAGCGGCAAUGUAGAAUUUUUUCGUGGAGUUCGUUACGUUUUUGGCACAAAGCUCGGAUUGUGAAUCUCAUAAUAUCACCUGGCGCGAAAAAAAAAUUGUGGGCGCACUGAAUUUGGUCACGACAUUGAUUAGAAUGAGAAAAAGAAGAUGCAUGAAAAUUGGAGCGAAAACCCUUAGGAACAACUUUGGAAUGAAGGCAAUGGCCAAUGAAAUGGAUAUGGCUACAGUAAGAAUGGCUAAACGGAAUGCUAGAUCCUUGUCCCACUCAACUUAUUUCCAGCUAUUUAGACAAAAUUAUAGCACCUAUGGUAAAAACGUUAUCAUCUUACGUUAAGGACAGCCAACACAAAUUUUUGAAAUUUUAAUUUUCUGACCAAAAAACUAUAUUCAUUAUAUCAUUAUAUUCUAUCCUAUUGUGCCCUAUCCUAAACUACUGUAUUCUAUUCUAUCCUAUUUUAUUCUACUCUAUGAUAUUAUAUUAUAAAUCUACAUCUUUAUCUCUGUCUCUCUCGCGUCUCCUGAUUCUUUCUUUAAAGCAAUUUGUCAAAGUAGUUCCCUUAAGCAGAAUUGGUUUUCUAACUUUUAAGUGAGAACUUCAUUCCUCAAUGGCUAAACAGAAAUGAGACAGGGCAACUUAAGUCUUAUUCUUAUUGCAGCGGUAUGCAGUUUUCCACGAAAGAUCAAGAUAGUGAUAUAUAUGGUGCAAGCUGUGCCCAGAUCCACAAAGGGGCCUGGUGGUACAAACACUGCCAUAAAUCCAAUCUAAACGGAUUGUAUUUCAAUGGCCAACAUGCCUCUCGUUCUAAUGGAGUCAACUGGUUUACUUUCAGAGGCUUUUACUAUUCACUAAAACGCACUGAGAUGAAAGUAAAAGCCAAGGGAUAA
Molecule: messenger RNA, 6173 nt
Organism: Pocillopora meandrina
Lineage: Eukaryota; Metazoa; Cnidaria; Anthozoa; Scleractinia; Pocilloporidae
Source: the annotation of a GenBank genome assembly